AUGACGCUGCUUAAUCUUUUUUUGGUCUUUAUUUUGGCGGUCGGGAUAUCGGAGGCGACGCUGGACCCCGUGGGAACCAAAUGCGGGGAAAAUAGAUGCUCAACUUCCGAGUACUGCAGUCUUUUCGACACCCAGUGCAGGCCGUGCUCGUCUAUUUGUGAUUCUAAAUCUCAUAAUCGGCAGCUUGAUCUUUGUGUCAAAGAUUGUCAAGAGUACCUGCACGACCAGAGAUACGUACUACGUGCAGAGCCGGGACGAGAUGAGAACUUAAGAGAAGAUGUUCAACGGCUGGGGUCGCUGGUUAAAAUUUCCCUGGCGCUAACGCUGAUAACGAUCCUCGCGAUAAUAAUCUUCCUGAUACAAACAGUCGUUAAGUUCAAGAGGAUCCGUUCCGCGCUGGAGAAGCUUUUCGGGAAAAAGUGGGCCAAGAACAAUAACAACAAAGUAAGAACCGACGUCGAGGCUGUUACCGUCGUCAAGCCAGCGUCCAACGCGGUGAUUUCGACCUUGCCGACAAUAAGUGCUGCAGUUUCCCCACCGUCUUCGGCCUCCCAGAGCUCGGACAGUAAAUCUAAUUCUAACGGGUCUUCUACACCAGACACGACUAGUACUAAUGUAUCCAGAAAGUACGCGAGCGAAGAUACUACUCUAGAAUUCGCGUAUGACAACCCCGCGAUGACACCCUCCCCAGAAAAUCUUAAGGAUAAUUUUAAGUCCAAACAUGAAAGCUCAUUUUAA
Molecule: messenger RNA, 738 nt
Organism: Cotesia congregata
Lineage: Eukaryota; Metazoa; Arthropoda; Insecta; Hymenoptera; Braconidae
Source: the annotation of a GenBank genome assembly